UUAAAGUGUUACUGUUUUUUACAGAAGUACACUGAAUAGUAAAAUAUUGACAGCAUGGAUCCUAAACCCAACUCUAUGGCCAGUUCCUCACAGUUUCAACCACUUGACAAACAAUAAGUGCUGGAUUCUUUAUCCUCCAAUAUAACACAAAACAAGAACAUGUGGCACAAUGAAUCCUUAAAGUCCAUGUGUUCACAACAAGCAACGGACAAGACCCAAAGUAUGAAUGAAUCAGAAUCCAGACUUCAUGCUCUGUCACAAGACACUCAACCCAAAAACAUCUACAAGGCUGAUCGAACCGUGACCGUCAGAUCCUCUUUAGGACUUGGUGUGUCAUGAAUUCAUUUUUUUGUAGUAUUAUCAUGUGAUGGUGUGGUGUCAUGUCUGAAAGUGCAUUGCACAACGUGCACAUUAUGCAGGCAGUGUAUCUGAGAGGUGGGUCAGUGUCUCACAACAUCAGUUUAAACAACAAGAACCUCCUCUGUCCCGUCACUUGUAUGAUUUUGAUAACUUGGACAUCUAUCGUUUGCUGUGAUCUUCUCCUGCACUAAAAUGGUUUUGCUAUUGAAGCCGUACAUCAGUGUCCUUCUGCUGCUUCAGUUCAGACAACAACUAUUGGCUCAAAACAGUGGACCUAAAGGAGAGAAGGGAGAUCGAGGAGUGCAGGGACCACCAGGUAACGCAGGACCAACUGGACCACGUGGACUCCCAGGAGACAAUGGAGACCCAGGGCAUCUUGGAGAUGACAUCACAUCUCUAAAAUCUGAGAUCCAGCAUAUAAACGCCAAGAUUGCAAUAAUGGAGAAACUUGCAAGUUUUGAUGCAUUCAGAAAGGUUGGACAGAAAUACUUUGUUUAUGAUGGCCUUUUAGAAAGUUUUGAUAAUGGGAUCAAAUGGUGCAAGGAAAUUGGUGGAACAAUUGCUUUGCCAAAAAAUGCUGAUGAAAACCGAGCGAUGUUAAGAUUAUCGGUAGCCAGUGGAUUAACUGGUCAUAAGCCAUAUGUUAGAGUCACAGACAGAGAUAAAGAAGGACAGUUUGUAGACAUUGAUGGAAAACCCUUGACUUUUACCAACUGGGGUUUAGAUCAACCUGAUAAUUAUAUGGGAGCACAAAACUGUGGUGCUCUCACAGUGGAUUCAGGUUUUUGGGAUGAUGUUGGUUGUUAUGAUCCGCAUCAUAUCAUAUGUGAAAUAGAAAUCAAGUAAUGUGUCUCAUUCGAGAUAUAAGUAACUAUACAAAUCUGUAGGAUUUAUACAUUAUUAGAAAUAUAAUAUUCACACAGAAUGCAUGUUAUCUGACUUUCAAAAAUAUAUUUACUAUUAAAGAACAUUACAUUUAAUUGUACAAAAACAAAUAAUAUCUCCUUUAUUUGUUUUAUCAUUGUGUUAUCAGUUUUAUUAAAUUAAUGUUAAUCAUGUCGGCCUGUAACCAUUGUGACAUUGUUAAACAGUGAACAUAAUAACAAACAUGCAAAAUGAGUGACAAAUUAAAUGAAAAAAACAUUUACGCUUUGA
Messenger RNA from Misgurnus anguillicaudatus (oriental weatherfish), 1515 nucleotides. The record is from RefSeq and is a predicted model, not a curated record. Lineage: Eukaryota; Metazoa; Chordata; Actinopteri; Cypriniformes; Cobitidae.